This is a messenger RNA of Trichoderma virens Gv29-8, 864 nucleotides long. RefSeq lists its product as uncharacterized. NCBI's taxonomy places the organism in Eukaryota, Fungi, Ascomycota, Sordariomycetes, Hypocreales, Hypocreaceae. The transcript has 2 exons. The coding region runs from base 1 to 864 and encodes 287 amino acids. The record is from RefSeq and is a predicted model, not a curated record.
AUGACAGCCAUCCACAACGCACCUGAUAUCCCCCCCUUUCAAUUGUUUCUGGAGGCCAGCGAGGCAAACUAUCACACACUCAAUGAUGGAAAUGAAAUCAAUCGAUCCAAUGUCACCGAUGACGCUACUGACGGCUUCACUAUCAUGGCAUCGUUGGAAAAAGUCAUUCACGGCGAGGGUACAAACCUUCACAGCUUCAUCGGCUUCCAUAUCGUCCUCUGUGGAGCUAAUUAUAAACGGCGCUUUAAAGUUGUAACGAUUACUAUACGCUUUGAGGAUGAAGCAAAGCCUCUUCAGGACGAUCCUGAGGUCGUUAGCAUCUGGCCCGACACCGAGUAUAUUUGGCAGGGCAUGACCAAGGAUAUACAAGAUACAAAGUCACUCGGCGGCACAGUUGAGGGCGGGGCCUAUGGUGCCAAAGUAACGCUUGAAGGCAAGUGGCAGAGGCAGGAAACCUUUGUGCGUAACACGCCAGCACGGAUUUCGGGAGAGAAAACGUUGCUCAAGAGGCGAGGGGGCUCACACAAGAACGCGAUGCGGAUCCGCAUGUGGGAAAACCCCCAAGAGGAGUCGGGUGUGCUACGCGAGCUGCGCACUGGUAUCCUUAUCCGGCGCAACGAGCAGGUCCGCUCCGCUUUAAGGCGUACAUCGAGGUUAAGGCCGAGGCCGACAUGCGGCAUCAAUUAUCUUGAUGCGGAUGAUGUUGCGGGUGUUAAUGGAGGAAUACCGAGCGCUGCUAUGGUGCGAGCCUAUGGCGAAGCUGCGUCAUGUGUUGAGCUGACGGAUGUGAGCAAGCGGGUUAAGAAGGAAGAUGGCGAGUGGAGGAACGUGGAGCAGAGUGACAUCCGGCCAACAUCUACCUGA